UCUGGUGAUUUUACAGUUUCAGUUCCAAAGAUGAGAACUUUGACCUCCCAGUUAUACUUCAAUGGUGGUGGUCUCGCUUGGUUCCAGAAGAAGAAUCAGAGCUCUCUGUUUACCAAUCAUCUCAGACUCUCUAAACCAUUAAAGGUUCAGGUGGUUGUAUCUGCUGUUCAAUUCAGACCUUGCAUCGACAUCCACAAGGGAAAAGUGAAACAAAUAGUUGGAUCUACACUUAGUGACUUGAAAGAAGAUGGUUCUGUUCUCGUUACGAAUUUUGAAUCUGACAAGACUGCGGAAGAGUAUGCGAAGAUGUAUAAAGAAGAUGAGCUUACGGGUGGUCAUGUGAUAAUGCUUGGAGCAGACCCUUUAAGCCAAGCUUCAGCUAUUGGAGCAUUACAUGCUUAUCCAGGCGGUUUGCAAGUUGGAGGUGGGAUUAAUUCAGAGAAUUGCUUGAGUUACAUAAAGGAAGGAGCAAGCCAUGUCAUUGUCACUUCGUAUGUAUUUAACAAUGGAAAGAUUGAUCUUGAAAGACUCAAAGAUCUUGUAAACAUCGUUGGGAAACAAAGACUGAUAUUGGACCUUAGCUGCAGAAAGAAGGAUGGAAGAUAUGCAAUUGUUACCGAUAGAUGGCAGAAGUUCAGCGACGUCAUCCUUGAUGAGAAAUCACUGGAGUUUCUUGGAGGAUUUGCAGAUGAGUUUCUGGUACACGGCGUAGAUGUUGAAGGAAAGAAGCUUGGGAUCGAUGAAGAGCUUGUAGCAUUGCUUGGCAACUAUUCUCCGAUUCCGGUGACUUAUGCUGGAGGUGUGACGGUGAUGGAUGAUAUAGAGAGGAUCAAGAAGGCAGGAAAGGGACGUGUGGAUGUAACAGUGGGUAGCGCCUUAGACAUAUUCGGGGGAAAUCUGCCAUACAAAGACGUUGUCGCUUGGCAUCACAAACAGCUCUCACUCCACUGAUUUCUUUCCCCGUUUUCACCCUUGCUCAUCCUUCUGCAUUAUCCCCAAACUUUAAGCUUCGAUGCAUUAAUCUUCAGCUUAAACAUUAAUAAUUUCAGCUCAUACAUUUCUCAAAUUUGUCAAUUUUGAUUAUGUUUUCAACUACUACUUCUCAACCAAUUCUCUCAUUCAAUCAAAAAAAGAUUAAAUACAAA
This is a messenger RNA of Camelina sativa (false flax), 1145 nucleotides long. Its product is annotated as 1-(5-phosphoribosyl)-5-[(5-phosphoribosylamino)methylideneamino] imidazole-4-carboxamide isomerase HISN3, chloroplastic-like. Gene Ontology annotation, molecular function: 1-(5-phosphoribosyl)-5-[(5-phosphoribosylamino)methylideneamino]imidazole-4-carboxamide isomerase activity. Lineage: Eukaryota; Viridiplantae; Streptophyta; Magnoliopsida; Brassicales; Brassicaceae. Gene Ontology annotation, biological process: L-tryptophan biosynthetic process; L-histidine biosynthetic process. The record is from RefSeq and is a predicted model, not a curated record. Gene Ontology annotation, cellular component: cytoplasm.